AUGGCCCACGAAACGCCGUGGUUGUGGGACGUAGGCGGCGACGUUGACGACUUCUCAGACGAAGACGAUGGUCUCCACCUGGACCUGAACACUGAUCUUAUCGGCGUCAACCGUACUACAAAGGACCUCAACAUCGUGAACACUUACAGACCGAAGUGGACAUGCGUUGAAGCCUUCCGCGAGUCAUACCAAAAUUGGAGGGACGGCAUUCUGAGAUCCUUCGACCUUGAUCAGUCCCGAUUCCGACCCACGUACACCGAGAACGGACAAGAAAUCAUCAUCGAGGCGCGCCACCCAGAUAGCAAUAAUCUCCUUGGCUACAUUCACUUCAAAGGUGAUAAGGAUGGUAACUGCGUGGGAGGUCUGAAGGUAGUCAACUUCGAAGCCACCCUCAGAUUUUCUGACUUAGGCACGGGAUCGACUUCCAAAGCUCGCGAUCCUAGACAGACCGGACAACAUGGCGAUGGCAUGAAAAUCUCGUCUCUCGUCUACCGACGCAAUGGAUAUAAUCUUCGCUACGAAAGCGGUGGGUUUGCCUGGAGAUACAUCUACAAGAAAGGUGGCUUAGCCUGCUCUCUCAGUCGGAUUAACGAGAAGAACCUGAAGAAGAUCAAGGAGAAGGACAAAGGCAAACCCAGGACUCACAGGCACCACGCCUGGGAGGAUGUUUGCUUGGUCAUUGCCGACACGGGGAAAACUAAGGAUAUUCGUGGAUGGGAGGCACAGGGCAAGCAGCUCAACAUCGUCGACUUCAAGAAAUGGAUCAUCGUCACGCUCGAUAUCAAUCCGCCAAAGGAUAUCAUUCGAACCAUACACGGGGAUCUCAUCCGUGAUCCCAGCUACCAGGCGCGCAUGUACCUACGUGGUCUUUCAUUGCCGCGCGGAGGAAAGCAGGGAGACCAAUACGCAUAUGGGUAUAACUUCAAUGUCGGGAAUACCAGUGCCGAUCGCGAUGCGCUUUCUGGCUCAGCAGAAGAGAGCGAUGGUAUCACCGCCAUUUGGUCAGCUGCAAUACGCGCAGAUGGGUCUAGCAAUUCAGAUCUACUGUCAGACUAUACCAAGCUGCUUCUGAGUUCGAUCAGUAAGAAGGGCGAUGUCAUGAUGUUCACCAACGACGAUGGUUCUGAGUCUAUGCCUCGAGACAUCGCCAAGAAGGUCUGGGAGAAGAUGUUGACGCUCAACAUGAACGCCAAGGGUCAGGCAGUGUUCUACUAUUCAGCUAGCGAAGGCAACAAUGAAGUCCACGUCAUCGGCAAGAACUUGCGCAAAACUCCUACACCAAUCCACCCCGACUUGUGGAGAAUCUUGAGGAAGUAUUCUCUUUGUAGAACUCCACGCGAAGAGCUACUCCAUCGCUUUGAGUCUUCGGAGGUCGUGAGUUCUGAAUCGGAAAGUGUCUUUGGGUCAAACGUGCGCGAUAUGCUGCAAUGCUUGCUUUUCUUUCCCUCAGCCACCCGAGAUAUGGAGCUUACCUUCGUGGACGGCGAACAUCUAAACAUCGACGCUGGUUUCUUCUCGGGUACCUGGAAAGUCCACAGCAAAUGGCUUACUUGGAAAGGCGCACACGAACAAGCAUUCUGCGAAGAGGACGAAUCGGGGACAUUUUCCUGCGAUCAUGCAGUCCUGCAGCUAUGGGACAUCAUGAUCUCUCAGCUUAUCGCUACCGGCGAACAUCCCCGCGUAGCUGUUGAAGAACGUUUGCUGAAGAGUAUCGCAAGAAUACGCCUGUCGCAGAUGCCUCGGUCAGUCGAGUGCCAUCAGACCCAGAAGAAAGGCGAGCUUUUGGUUACGUGGGAGUCUGCAGAUUCGCACAGGCACAAACAUAAGACGAUCAGGGUCAUUCUUCAUCAGGACGGCUGUAAUUUCACAGAAACAUCAGCUAAGAGCUAUCUGAACCAUGACGGUUCGGUCGAGUCUGGUCCACGCCCUGUAACUGCCGACGCAGUUCAUCCGCGUAACAACGACCAAACUCCUUACGUCGACGAAGACGAUGAGAUGGAGGACAACGCCGAUUUCUACCGAUCUCCGAGUAGAAGUGUAUCUUCAUCAGUCUCAUCUUCAGUUCCAUUUAGCACACCGCCUCCGCCAGUGCCGCUGAGACAUAGGCCAGGACAGGAGCGCAGCAACGUGGUAACGGUAGACUUGACAAAACGUUCGAAGAACGACACCUACGUUCCCGGCACUAAAAUUGAGCACAAGUCGCUCGAUUGGGGUGGUAGCUUCCCUGGCAGCCACGACUUCUACCGAACCCGCGACGAGCCAGACCAAGAGAUAUACAUCCUCAAACCCAAGAUCAGCACGAUGAAAUCACGUAACAAGAGAAUGCUAUCUGGAGCCACCGAGCGCGGUGGUGCCAAGAGAUUGCGGACGAACAUCGUGGCUAAUCGCGAGGACUCGUCGGCAUCCAGCAAGAUUUCGGGUGGAGAACUUGAGGAUGAUACAGACACAGAUAGUCGACCCAGUCCCUUCCUGCGUCGUGGUGAGUCUGCUAUGACCCUGCGACCGGAGAGACGUAUGAAUUAUCGUGAGGGUCAUCCAGGGCAGGGAAUGCGAUGGUGA
This is a messenger RNA of Alternaria triticimaculans, 2559 nucleotides long. RefSeq lists its product as uncharacterized. Lineage: Eukaryota; Fungi; Ascomycota; Dothideomycetes; Pleosporales; Pleosporaceae. The transcript is spliced from 5 exons. The coding region runs from base 1 to 2559 and encodes 852 amino acids. The record is from RefSeq and is a predicted model, not a curated record.